Messenger RNA from Onychostoma macrolepis, 3458 nucleotides. RefSeq names its product guanylate-binding protein 1-like. Gene Ontology annotation, molecular function: GTP binding; GTPase activity. The transcript has 11 exons. The record is from RefSeq and is a predicted model, not a curated record. Lineage: Eukaryota; Metazoa; Chordata; Actinopteri; Cypriniformes; Cyprinidae. The coding region runs from base 135 to 2012 and encodes 625 amino acids.
ACUUUCGUGACAGCAUCACUCGCAGAUAACGCAUAUCCGUAUUUUGAACCGGUAACAAACCUGUUAGACAAGAAGAGUCUCCAGAGAGUUUAUUAAAAGAUAUUUUAUGACGAAGAACUGCUUUUAAGUGAGUCAUGGCGUGUAGCAGGCUCAUGUCCGCUCCGGUGUGUCUCAUUGAAAAUGAUGAAAAUGGGCAGCUGCGUGUGAGAAAAGAGGCCAAAGACAUUCUGGAUGGGAUCAGUGAGCCGGUGGUGGUGGUGUCUGUGGUGGGACUCUAUCGUACGGGGAAGUCUUACCUUAUGAACCGCCUGGCAGGACAACAGUCAGGUUUUGCUCUCGGCAGCACUAUUGAAUCAAAGACUAAAGGCAUCUGGAUGUGGUGUGUCCCUCACCCUAAUAAAAAAGGACACACUCUGGUGCUUCUGGACACAGAGGGACUUGGUGAUGUAAAGAAGGGGGAUGAGAAACACGACACAUGGAUCUUCUGCCUGGCUGUUCUUCUCAGCAGCACUCUAGUGUACAACAGCUUAGGAGUCAUUGACAACACGGCCCUGGAAAAGCUGCACUAUGUUACAGCGCUGACGGAGAACAUUCGUGUGAAGGCAGAAGUGGGUCAACAUGAGGACGAGUCGGCAGAUUUCAUGCGUGUAUUUCCAUCAUUUGUCUGGGCUGUUCGGGACUUCACUCUGCAACUGAAAAAAGAGGAUAAACCAAUAACAUCCGAUGACUAUCUAGAGGGUGCAUUGGAAUUAAAACGAGGUAGUUCACCUCAGACUGAGACAUAUAACCUGCCACGCAGCUGUCUGCGGAAUUUCUUUGCAGUGAGGAAGUGCUUUGUCUUCCCUCGGCCUGCUAGUACGGAAAACAUGUGGAGAAUGGAGGAGCUGACUGAAAAAGAACUGGACUCAAAGUUCCUUGAGCAGGCAAACACCUUCUGCUGUUACAUCUACAAAAAUUCAGAGACAAAAACUGUCACUGGUGGCCGUACAAUUACUGGAACAGCUCUGGGUAAUCUCGCUGAGGUUUACGUAGAGGCGAUUCGCAGCGGGAAUGUUCCGUGUCUGGAGAACGCAGUGGUGUCUCUGGCUAAGAUCCAGAACGUCCGUGCAGCGGAUGAGGCCCUGCAGUGCUACAUGACAGAGUUGUUCAACUUGGUUCAGCUUCCAAUGAACCCAGAAGAGCUGUCCAACAUCCACACAGUCACAGAGAAGAAGGCCAUUGACGUUUUCAUCACCGUGUCCUUCAAUGACAAUGACCAGAUCUACCAACAAGAGCUCAUGGGGAAGAUUUAUGAUGAAUAUCAACAGAUGUGCCAGCAGAAUUAUGAUGCAUCUCGCAUGCAGUGUGAGAAAGUUCUACAUGAUGUGUUUGAUACAUUGGAAAAAGGUAUUUCUGACGGAUCAUACCUGAAACCUGGAGGAUCCCAAAAGUACACAGACACGCUCAGACAGCUGUCAGAAGAGUACAGAGCAAAAACACACUCGCAAAUAAUGAGUGAAGAAGUGUUGAGCAAGUUUUUGAAAACAAAGGAAAAUAUUGGAAAUAUGAUUCUACAAGCUGACCAAUCUCUCAGUGCAGCAGAACAGGAGAAAGAGGUGGAGAAGAUGAAGACAGAGAUUCUAAAGCAGCAGAAAAGAAGCCUAAAGGAACAGAACCGGUUACAGGAGCAGACGUUUAAAGACAUGCAGAGAACCUAUGAUGAGCAUGUGAAUCAGAUCAUUCAUCAGAUGGAGAGAGAGCAGGACAGAAUGAGAAGAGACAAUGAUCGAGUCCUGGAUGCAAAACUGAGAGAAAAUCAAGCUCUUGUACAGCUGGGCUUCCAAUGGGAGGCUGCCCGGAUGCAGAGUGAGAUUGACAGCCUGAAAGCAGACAUGAAUAAAGAGAACUCAUCACAACGCUCCAAACUGAGACAGGUUUUGAAUAGUAUCGGCAUUGCAACAACUAUGCUCGCUCCAGGCUUUACCCCUAAACUGAUUGGUGUUGGUAUUUCCAUGGCAUCAAAUUUUGUUUGAAUACAAGCGUAUUCACACACACCUAAACUAGGGGUGUGCGAUAUAUAUCGUCUGCGAUAAUAUCGCAGUUGUUAUUUAAAUGAUGUUCGAUUUGACAUUAUCGAGUAUUUUGUGCCCGCAUUCAUUACGUGAAGUCUAGACUAGUGCGCGUGCGUAGAUGGUGUUCUUUCACUGCACUACAUUUAGAAUGAACACAAAAUUAAAGACAUGGGGGCAGAAAAUGUAUAUAGGCUAUUUUGUAUCACUUCAUAUAGCCUAGUUAAUCAAUUUCACACUAAGAAUAACAAAAAAUAACGCUCCAAAAAUGACCAUGAUUACAAAUGUGAUAUUGAUUUUUUUACAACAGUUCAAUAAACAUGUGGUUAAUUAAGAGACUUAUGUUUUAGACACCAUAUUUCCUGUUUUUGCUUUAUUUCGAAUAUCACUCCAAACACAGCCACAGCACUGUUUUGUGUCUCUGAGCAACAUGAGGGCAUUUCGUUCCUGCAUGAACCGGCCGUUUGAAUGAUUCGAUUCAAUUGCAGUGACUCACUUAUUAACAGUGACUUGCUGGCGAUUUUAAUUUCACAUUCAAAGUAUCUUUUAUUAUUUAAAUAAUUUCAAAUAUUUAACGUUUUGUGUUUAAUGUAUCAAAACAUGAUUUAUGCAUUUGUAAUUGCAGGUUAAAUGCAUUCAUGUCUUGCAUUAAACAGUGUGUAAAUGCAUCUAAAUGCCAAUUCAGAUGCAGCUUCUGUGUUUUCUCUGCAUUAAAAAUCAGUUUAAACUUAUUGGAAAAGAUUAAUUUCUAUCAGUGUGAACUGACCACCACACAGAAUAUGAAGAAUAUCAAAAACUUUAGGAGUCAGCUGUCCACGACAGUCCUUAAGGUACCAGCAUCAAUAAAAUAUUGUCUAAUUAUCGUUAAAAUCCCAGAAAAUAUUAUUUUUUGGCAAUAUCUCACACCCCUGAUAUACUGUAUAUAUAGUUUCUGUUCUCAUAUUAUAUGCCAUAUUAACUGACUAGUGAGCACCAUUUAUGAACUGCGGUUAUCAGAGUGACUGCCUUCCAUGUAGUGUUAAAAUGAUUUACAAAAUCAGUGAAUCCUGAUGUAAAUCUUCCUGGCAACCUUCUAGUUAUUAGGCCAUAAUAUGUGGCCAAAUUACGGCCGAUAUCUAUGACACAUUUUGAAACCGAUUUGACAUUAAACAAUAGUGUGGUACUUUGUGUUUAAAGAUUUAGUUAACAGAUCAAAUGUUCUUAAACUGAGUUAGUGUAUUCACUUUUUGUUUGCUUGUAAUUAGAUGGAAAAAACUAUGCCGUUUAUUUUUGACAUCCUUGUAGGCUAAAUGUGGUGACUGCAGUUUUCUGUGAAAUAUAAUAAACAUUUCUUUUGAUUGUGUAUAUAUGACAAUGUGUCCUUAGCAUUGAGUAUACAUUUAUAUAGCAAACAAUAAACCUCUGAAGAAG